Pseudomyrmex gracilis is the source of this 2236-nucleotide messenger RNA. RefSeq names its product coronin-6 (gene coro). Gene Ontology annotation, molecular function: actin filament binding. The record is from RefSeq and is a predicted model, not a curated record. Bases 197 to 1714 code for a protein of 505 amino acids. The transcript has 6 exons. Lineage: Eukaryota; Metazoa; Arthropoda; Insecta; Hymenoptera; Formicidae. Gene Ontology annotation, biological process: actin filament organization.
AAUACUUUUGGUGCUCAUAAAAAACUAUUUAUGUAUUUUCGAAUAAAUGAUCACGAAGAGUUUUAUAAAUUUACAGGGAUGUCAGUACAACAAUUUAAUCAUUUACAUGAUCUUCUAAAAUCAAAUUUACGAAAAAGAAGUCAUAGGGAGCCUUUACCAACAGAGAUACGCGUUGCAGUAACAUUAAGGUGCAGACAUGUCUUUUCGGGUGGUACGUACAAGCAAGUUCCGCCACGUGUACGGAACACCAUUAAAACGUGAACAAUGUUACGACAAUAUUCGAGUGUCGAAAUCGUCGUGGGACUCGACGUUUUGCGCUGUGAAUCCUAAAUUUCUCGCCAUUAUCGUAGAAUCGGCGGGUGGUGGUGCCUUUAUCGUCUUGCCGCACAAUAAGGUAGGAAGAAUACCGGCAGACUAUCCUUUAGUAGGUGGACACAAAGGACCUGUAUUAGAUAUUGCAUGGUGUCCUCAUAAUGAUAAUGUCAUAGCUUCUGGCUCAGAAGAUUGUGUUAUCAAAAUAUGGCAAAUACCUGAUGGGGGUAUUUCUAGGACAAUGACUGAAUCGGUAGUAGAUUUGCAACUACAUCAACGCAGAGUUGGUCUAGUGCUAUGGCAUCCAUCUGCAUUGAACGUGUUGCUCACGGCUGGCUCAGAUAAUUUAGUCAUUAUUUGGAACGUUGGUACAGGAGAAGCCUUAGUGCGCAUCGACUGUCACCCAGAUGUGGUUUAUUCAGCUUGUUGGAACUGGGACGGAUCUCGCGUAGUCACUACAUGUAAAGAUAAAAAGAUUCGCAUCUUAGAUCCAAGGUCAGGUAAAAUAUUAGAAGAAGCUAUAGCGCAUGAAGGAAGCAAAGCGACUCGUGCGAUCUUUCUCAGGGGUGGCUUAAUCUUUACGACAGGUUUCAGUAAAAUGUCGGAAAGGCAAUAUUCUCUACGAGCCCCUGACAUGUUGGGCGAACCGAUAGUUAUGGUAGAAUUAGACACGAGCAACGGAGUUAUGUUUCCUCUGUACGAUCCCGAUACAAAUUUAGUAUAUUUAUGCGGCAAGGGUGAUUCUGUGAUCCGAUACUUCGAAAUUACACCCGAACCGCCGUUCGUUCAUUACAUUAAUACCUUUCAAACUCCCGAUCCUCAACGGGGUAUAGGAAUGAUGCCAAAACGGGGCUGUGACGUCAAUAGUUGUGAAAUAACCCGAUUCUAUCGAUUAAACAAUUCGGGAUUCUGUCAAGUGGUAUCCAUGACGGUACCAAGAAAGUCUGAACUCUUCCAAGAAGAUUUAUAUCCCGAUACACCUGGUGACACGGCUGCGAUUUCGGCGGAAGAAUGGGAAAGCGGCACCGAUGCGGAACCCAUAUUGAUAUCGCUUAGGGACGGUUACCAGCCGACCGUUUCCAAGAACGAACUCAAAGUACAAAAGAAAUCAAACAUAUUGAGCAAAGGUGCCAAGGUUGCGUCUAAUGCUGCGCAAAACACCGCGCAAGUUUCAGGAGCUUGUGAGGAACUGUUGAAGGAAUGCAGAGAAGAGAUAAGAAAAUUAAAAGCCGUGAUUGUGAAGCAUGAGGGAAGAAUACGAGUGUUGGAAUCGGCGGUCGCGCUUCAAAUGAAGGAGGAAGAGCGAGGAAAAGAAGAAAGAAAAGAAGAGAGAAAAGAAGAGAGAAAAGAAAGAUCGUCUUCUCCCGACAGCAAGGAACCACUCGCUUCCGACGAAGUGUAAAACCUCUCCGGAUUUUUGUCUUCAGUUCGAGAUAAAAUUCCGUGACGCGAUGUGUAAUAUUUCUAACUAGAUCAUAUUUUUUACUAGAAUUACUAAUAUAUCGUGUAAUAAGAAUGAUCGUAUAUUUUGAUAUAACAACUUACUGUAAAUAAUAGGUUCUAGCGAUACUGUGUGUGUCUCUGAUUUUUAUUAUUUAUUGUAUACAUCUACUAUUCGUCGUACAUUCUCCGAAUUUGUAUUAUGUUUACAUAUUUUAUCAUUUUAAUGGCGUGACACACAGGAGCCGCAUAACGACAACAACCAUAUGUAUCUCUUAGAAGUAAGUUUCUGAAUUUUUCUGAAAUUUUUUUUUUUUCACGCAAUUGACAUGACUAUAAUAUACAGCAUAGCGAUAAACACCUACUACAUGUAUGUAUAUGAAACCUUUGUGUACGUAUCGGAGAAAUCGUGAUACACUCGAGUGCCUAACUCUUGUACAAAUAUUUUCUGUUAAAUAACAAAGAGUAUUAUUUUGUUUCAAUA